Lytechinus variegatus (green sea urchin) is the source of this 999-nucleotide messenger RNA. Its product is annotated as extensin-like. NCBI's taxonomy places the organism in Eukaryota, Metazoa, Echinodermata, Echinoidea, Temnopleuroida, Toxopneustidae. The record is from RefSeq and is a predicted model, not a curated record. Bases 1 to 999 code for a protein of 332 amino acids. The transcript has a single exon.
AUGAUCUUCCCUCUCCUUCCACCCUCCCUCUCCUACCACCCUCCCUCUCCUACCACCCUCCUUCUCCUACCACCUUCCUUCUCCUACCACCCUCCCUCACCUACCACCCUCCUUCUCCUACCACUCUCCUUCUUCUACCAACUUUCUUCUCCUACCACCCUCCUCUCCUACCACUCUCCUCCUACCAUCUUCCUUCUCCUACCACCCUCCUUCUACCAUCUUCCUUCAACCACCACCAUCCCUCUCCUACCACCUUCCUUCUCCUACUACCCUCCUUCUACCAUCUUUCUUCUCCUACCACCCUCCCUCUCCUACCACCCUCCUUCUCCUACCACCCUCCCUCUCCUACCACCCUCUUUCUCCUACCAUCUUCCUUCUCCUACCACCCCUCUCCUACCACUCUCCUUCUCCUACCAUCUCUCUUCUCCUACCACCCUCCCUCUCCUACGACCUUCUUCUCCUACCAUCUUCCUUCUCCUACCACUAUCCUCCUACCACCUACCAUCUUCCUUCUCCUACCACCCUCCUUCUCCUACCACCCCUACCACUCUCCUCCUACCAUCUCUCUUCUCCUACCACCCUCCCUCUCCUACAACCCUCCUUCUCCUACCACCCUCCUUCUCCUACCAUCUUCCUUCUACCACCACCAUCCCUCUCCUACCACCUUCCUUCUCCUACUACCCUCCUUCUCCUACCAUCUUUCUUCUCCUACCACCCUCCCUCUCCUACCCCCCUCCCUCCCCUACCACCCUCCUUCUCCUACCACCCUCCUCCUACCACCCUCCCUCCUUCUCCUACCACCCUCCCUCUCCUACCAUCUUCCUUCUCCUACCACCCUCCCUCUCCUACCACCCUCCUUCUCCUACCACCCUCCCUCAUCUACCACCCUCCCUCUCCUACCAUCUUCCUUCUACCACCCGCCCUCUCCUACCAUCUUCCUUCUCCUACCACCCUCCCUCUCCUACCAUCCUCUAUACCUAUGACCCACUCCUCUCUUAA